AUGAGCCAGUCCCAACGCAUUAAAGUCGUUUUGUUCAUUCUGUACGGCAUUUUUGUCGUUGGCAUCAUUGGUCUAAAUAUCCCGGAAUGUGAUAACCAAGACGGAUUAAUCACUAAUACGCUUACGAACUGCUCAUACGGCUACAUAUAUUGCAACGCCACCAAUUCCCAAUAUUGUGUGGACGCUGCAAAUUGUAGUGAAACCUAUUUCUGCAAUGCUACAACAACAACAACGAUAGCAACAACAACAGCAAUACCCACAACACCGUCUAAUAAUAUUAGUACAACGAGCAGUAUCAACAGUAACAGCACCCUUAGCUCAGCGGAAGUGCGUCAAAGGUGCCAAUUAGGCAUUACGGGAAAGUAUCCCUAUCCCAACAACAGUAAUUACUACUAUAAUUGCAUCAAUGGAUAUCUUCUGGUAGAACAGUGUCCCUUCUGCUACUUAUUCAAUACGGACAAUGGCAGCUGUACAGGCCUAAUGGCAAAUUUUUACUACAUUACAACCACCGAUUGCGGCGCCGAAAACAACACCGACCCUCAGAACAACGCUCACACCAAUCCCACCAACAGUGAUUCCAACAACUCUGAAAACUACAACAACCUCAAGGAUAGGAAAUAA
This is a messenger RNA of Drosophila willistoni, 621 nucleotides long. RefSeq lists its product as uncharacterized. Gene Ontology annotation, molecular function: chitin binding. Gene Ontology annotation, cellular component: extracellular region. Bases 1 to 621 code for a protein of 206 amino acids. The record is from RefSeq and is a predicted model, not a curated record. NCBI's taxonomy places the organism in Eukaryota, Metazoa, Arthropoda, Insecta, Diptera, Drosophilidae. The transcript is spliced from 2 exons.